AUGUUUGGGCCGGCGCAACUGAUGACGGCUCUCAGCCCCCCGCUCCUGCACUCGUCUGCGGCCGCGGCGGCCCACCUCUUCCCCCAUGCUGCUUUCCACACUCGUCUGGGGCCCCAUGCUCCCAUCCUGCUGCCAGGGCCCCUCUUCGGCUACGAGCUCCUGAGGAGUUACCUGCAGCCCGAACCCUGCAAGCAGGCCCUGCUCCUGGCCUCCCACGCAGUGGGCCUGGGACACCUCUCGGAGAAUGUGGAUGAGCAGCGGCCAGUGAAGCAGCGGCGGGCGCGUGCCAACUACAGCAGCUGGCAGCUGGAGGAGCUGGAGAAGGCCUUCCAGAGCACACACUACCCCGACGUCUUCAUGCGCGAGGCCCUGGCACUGCGGCUCGACCUCAUCGAGGCUCGCGUGCAGGUGUGGUUCCAGAAUCGGCGGGCGAAGAUGCGGCGUCAGAUGAAGCUACAGGGCCACCACACGGGAGACCCCUGCUGCGGCGGAGGCAGGAGAGACGGCAGUGUGGCCGACGCGGAGAGAGACAAGCCGGAGCGACCCAGCUGGGCAGAGGCAGAGGCAGAUGCAGAGGCCGAGGCAGAUUCUCCAGCAGACGCUCUAGCAGCAGCCGCAGCAGACACGGCCCCAUGGCACGGGGCCCAGAGGAAGCUGGACAGGGGUGUUGUAGGAAACUGCUCAUGGCCCACUUCCCCACUCUCAGCGGCCAUGUUGGCUACAGCUGUGAACGGCACAGGAAGCCAGAGGGGUCAGGAGCAGGAGCAGGAGCCAGCGGGGCCACGGGGGCCACAGCAGCAGCAGGGGGGGCUCAGUCCAGAUGAGGUGCGCUCCUGCAGCAUUGCCAAGCUGAGAGCUAAGGCCAGGGACUACGAGGCGGAGAUCCACAGCAGUGUGGCCAAGGCUGGGUGGCAGAUGCUGCUGCAAGCCCAGGCAGCAAGUGUGGAUGUGGGGACCGACUGUGACUGA
This is a messenger RNA of Engraulis encrasicolus (European anchovy), 969 nucleotides long. RefSeq names its product paired mesoderm homeobox protein 2A. Lineage: Eukaryota; Metazoa; Chordata; Actinopteri; Clupeiformes; Engraulidae. Bases 1 to 969 code for a protein of 322 amino acids. The record is from RefSeq and is a predicted model, not a curated record. Gene Ontology annotation, biological process: regulation of DNA-templated transcription. Gene Ontology annotation, molecular function: sequence-specific double-stranded DNA binding; DNA-binding transcription factor activity, RNA polymerase II-specific. The transcript is spliced from 3 exons.